AAACUAAGCAAAAGGCGAGAGGGGGAACAGUUCAAGCCUCCACUUUCUUGACAUCUCCUCCCCUUUUUCAAACCUGCAAAAUCCUUGAUUCUGAGUCGUUUUCCAUCUCGCUCUCCCUCUCUUUCUCUCUCUCUCUCUCUCUAACGGCUCUUUCUCAGUCCCGAAGGUGACAAAUCUUGCUGCCAAAUAAUUAUCCUUAUAUGGAAGUUAAAUAUAUGAAGAAAGGGAAUGUCUUUGCUUCUUUAACUGCCCCCAUAUGCAUCUCUCUUUCUUUCUCUCGCUCACAAGAAAUUGCAAUACAGUAGAUCACCAAGAAUAGUUGCCUAUCGGGUUAUUAUAGCUUUCAUUUUUCUCUCUACAGAUUUCACUUUCCAGCCACCCCUCUCUCUCAAAAAGAAGAACAAUGACUUCAACUACUUCCCCUAUUUAAUAGCUGUCCGACUUCAGUUUUCGGCUGCCACUCUCUCCGCUCCCCUCACCCCCUCUCUCUCUCACACACACACACACACACACACACAGGACUGCCAUCUUCCUCAAGUCGCAAUGCCAAUAAUGAGUUCUACACCAUGGAGAACUAUGGCCAUUGCGACUCUUCUGUUGCACCUGAGCUUUGCAGCAGAGGUUUAUUCUUCUGCAAUCUCUGAUAGAAUGACACGACUGCCGGGACAACCGCCAGUAAAUUUUCAGCAGUUCGCUGGAUAUAUUACAGUGGAUAGGAAGAGCGAAAGAGCUCUGUUUUACUACUUUGUUGAGGCGGAAACUGACCCUUCCUCUAAGCCUCUUGUCAUCUGGUUCAAUGGAGGGCCUGGGUGUUCGUCUGUGGGAGUGGGAGCUUUCUCGGAGAAUGGUCCAUUUAGGCCUAGUGGUAACAUUCUGGUGAGAAACGAGUACAGUUGGAACACAGAGGCGAACAUCUUGUAUGUGGAGAUGCCAGCAGGAGUUGGGUUUUCAUAUUCAAGAAAUAUGUCUGACUAUGACGGCAUGGAUGAUGAGAGAACAGCAAGAGACAAUCUAGCAUUUCUGCGACGAUGGUUCAUCAAGUUCCCCGAGUACAAGAACAGAGAACUCUUUAUUACGGGAGAGAGCUAUGCAGGCCACUAUAUUCCUCAGCUAGCUAAGCUCCUGAUUCGAACGAACAAGCAGCAGAAAGUGUUCAACCUUAAAGGCAUUGCUUUGGGCAAUCCACUUUUGGAGUUCUAUACUGACUUUAACUCCAGGGCGGAGUUCUUUUGGUCUCACGGACUGAUAUCAGAUCCUACAUACAGAAUUUUCUCACAGAGCUGCAGUUAUUCCCGGUACGUUAGCGAGUAUUACAGGGGAAAUGUGUCAUCAAUCUGUUCGCGAGUUAUGAGCAUAGUGGGGAGGGAGACGAGCAAAUUUGUGGACAAGUAUGAUGUCACUCUUGACGUCUGCAUUUCAUCUCUUCAGAUGCAAUCUCUAGUUCUGAAGCCCACGCAAAUUACAGAGAAGAUAGACGUGUGUGUUGAAGAUGAAACUGUCAACUAUCUCAAUAGGAAGGAUGUUCAGAGUGCUCUACAUGCUCGACUUGCAGGAGUCUCCAAAUGGGAAGUGUGCAGCAGCGUCCUGGAUUACAACAGGCUUAAUUUGGAGAUCCCCACUAUCUCACAUCUUGGAUCCAUCGUGAAGUCUGGCAUCCCAGUCCUGGUUUACAGUGGAGACCAGGAUUCAGUGAUUCCUCUGACGGGAAGCCGAACUCUGGUUCAUAGAUUAGCUGCUCGUUUAGGACUCAAUACAACUGUUCCUUACAGAGUCUGGUUUGAAGGGAAACAGGUUGGUGGGUGGACACAAAUCUAUGGGGAUAUGCUGUCAUUUGCCACCAUUAGAGGAGCUUCUCAUGAAGCUCCUUUCUCACAGCCACAGAGGGCCCUCGUGCUUUUCAAGGCAUUCCUGCAAGGAAGACCGCUCCCUGAAACUUUCUGAAGUUGGUGUGCAGAGUGCAGAGUGUUGGACUUUCAUUCUGAUCAACUGAUCAGUCUUUGAGCAAAUGGUAUGUGAGUGUGUGUGUGGAUUUGAGAAAGGUUUUGUCGCGAGGAAAUAAAACAAUCCAGAAGAUAUCAUUGCACUGGUUUCGUCAGGUGGUGUGGAAACCAAAAUGUCACGAAAAAGUUCCAAAGCUUAUCUGCCAAUGCAAAAUUUCAGAAUCCAGAUUCCUAACUGGGUCAAAAUUGUGUUCGCUCUCUCUCUCUCUUUCUCUCUCUCUCUCUCUCUCUGAGGUAGGUAGUUGCAACUUAUAACUUCUGAUCCAGUAACAUGGAAAGAUGAUGUACUAAUUCGAAUUCAAUUGCCAUUAAGUCGAGAACCUUUCAUUAUUC
Molecule: messenger RNA, 2333 nt
Organism: Nymphaea colorata (pocket water lily)
Lineage: Eukaryota; Viridiplantae; Streptophyta; Magnoliopsida; Nymphaeales; Nymphaeaceae
Product: serine carboxypeptidase-like 45
Exons: 10
Coding region: 544-1941 (465 amino acids)
Biological process (GO): proteolysis
Cellular component (GO): vacuole
Molecular function (GO): serine-type carboxypeptidase activity
Source: RefSeq, a predicted model, not a curated record